Molecule: messenger RNA, 1053 nt
Organism: Colletotrichum destructivum
Lineage: Eukaryota; Fungi; Ascomycota; Sordariomycetes; Glomerellales; Glomerellaceae
Product: Putative aminotransferase class IV, branched-chain amino acid aminotransferase II
Exons: 3
Coding region: 1-1053 (350 amino acids)
Biological process (GO): branched-chain amino acid metabolic process
Molecular function (GO): branched-chain-amino-acid:2-oxoglutarate transaminase activity
Source: RefSeq, a predicted model, not a curated record
AUGUCUCCGCCCGUUCCAGACAAGAACAUCGACUGGUCGUCACUCGGCCUCGGCCUCGAACUACCCAACCGCGGGCAUGUCGAAGCCCGUUUCCACCUCUCAACCGGGAAAUGGACGGCCCCCGAGCUGGUCGCCAACCCCAACAUCUCCAUCAGCGGCAUGAGCCCCGGCCUGAACUACGGACAGCAGUGCUACGAGGGCCUCAAGGCGUUCCGCACCGCCGACGGACACAUCAGCGUCUUCCGCCCCGCGUUCCACGCAGCCCGUCUCCAACGGUCUGCCGAGGCCGUGUCCCUCCCGGCCCCCUCGCAGGCGCUGUUCCUCGCGUCCGUAGAGAGAGCAGUCGCGGCCAACGCCCACCUCGUCCCUCCCGCCGACACGGACGCCUACCUGUACAUCCGUCCCGUGCUCUUCGGCGCCUCUGCGCAGCUCGCCCUGGCCGCCCCCGAGGAGUCCGUCCUGGCCGUCUACGUGCAUCCCAUCCGCCCGUACCACGGCACCGCCGCCAUCGACGGCCUCGUGCUCGAAGACUUUGACCGCGCUGCGCCGAGAGGCGUGGGCGGCGUCAAGGUCGGCGGGAACUACGCGCCCGUCUGGCGCCACGCGGCCAGGGCCAAGGAGCUGGGGUACGGCAUCACGCUGCACCUCGACAGCGCGACCAGGACGUUCGUCGAGGAGUUCUCCACAAGCGGCUUCCUGGGGCACAGGACGGACGCAAGUGGGAGAAGCGUGCUGGUGGUCCCGCAGACGGAGAAUGCGAUUGCCAGCGCGACGAGCGACAGCAUGGUGCGGGUUGCCGAGCGAGAGGGCUGGAUUGUUGAGAAGAAAGAGCUUCCCUUUUCUUCCCUCUCUGAUUUGGAUGAAGUCGUGGCGGUUGGAACAGCGGCAGCCGCCGUUCCCAUUCGGACCAUCAGCCGGCUGUCCACGAACGAAAAGUUCACCUUCAACAGCGCUGGGGGGGAGCUUCUGCGACUCUCUUCCAUCAUUUCUGGAAUACAGCGGGGGACGCAAGAGGACACUGAACAAUGGGGGCACCCGAUCACCAAGUUCUGA